This is a messenger RNA of Hylaeus anthracinus, 6694 nucleotides long. Its product is annotated as furin-like protease 1, isoforms 1/1-X/2. Bases 1647 to 4790 code for a protein of 1047 amino acids. The record is from RefSeq and is a predicted model, not a curated record. The transcript has 13 exons. Gene Ontology annotation, biological process: peptide hormone processing. Gene Ontology annotation, cellular component: trans-Golgi network; Golgi membrane. Gene Ontology annotation, molecular function: serine-type endopeptidase activity. NCBI's taxonomy places the organism in Eukaryota, Metazoa, Arthropoda, Insecta, Hymenoptera, Colletidae.
UACGCCGUAGGAAUGAGAUCGGAAUGAGAAACAACGUCGCACGAUCCGACAUUCGCGCGACCACGGUGACACGAUUUAAAGACUGCACGCGGCUCGCACCGUACACAUUAACGUGUCGCGAUUCCAUAUUCACUUGCGCGGGUGGGUAACCGUGACGUUGAAGUUUGGCGGCACGCGAGAGGCGUGUUUCCCAGGCUGUGCAACUGUGCGGUGCUAUUCCCGUUUCUCCAUCUUCCGCAUUCCUCGCACCGAUUGGAGUAUCUUUCUCCGUGCACGAGGCGUCGUAUCGACGGCGCUACGAAAUUAUCGCGCCCAGACGGAUCUCUUCGCCCUGAAGGAAAAGGCCGACGUAACGGAGCAGAAAACAACCAAGAUUGUCUACGGCUGAUCAAAGGAUGAACUAACUGUUAAAUUUCCAAGAGGGACCGAGGAGGGCAGACGCGCGUCAUCGCCAAAUUUUCCUAGGCGUCCGGGUUCGGGAGGAUGCAGCGGUCGAUGACGUGAAUCGACCGACUAUCGGUCGACGAGUACGUGCCUCGUCGUCGGUUGAAUGGCUGGCCAAGCACUCGGUUCUCGUUGUCCGAGGACUGUCUUCUCACGGUGCCGGACGAACCACGAAUAGGCGUGUUUCCUGUACACCGAUCCAUACACUCGUCAGCUCGUAGACUGGCCGAUUCGUUUUAGCCAUCAAAUACUGACCCCGUAGUCAUUUCGUCGUCUCCGCGGAAUUCCCUCCACUAUCAUCGACUCCGAUCCGUCCACGUCUUCCCUGGAAUCCCACGAGAUAAGAGGAACGACGGGCAUCAGAAUCGUGGGGACAGGGGAAGCAGAAUCCGUGGAAUAGCUCGCCGAAGCGUCGUUCUUAAGAAGCUUCCACCGAGGAACGAGUGGAAGGCCAGUCAUAGCGAGACCAAACGCUCGGGGAUAGGUCGGGAGCCGACUAGUGGCCAGUUUCCACUGGAGGUCGUACUCGCGACGGAUGAAGGCAACGCUCCAGGUGAACCGUCGGUUCCGCGAACGUCGCCCUUGAUCCAAAGGUCAGGUCGGCCACGUGCACAGCCGCGUACACGUUCACGAUUAUCGGUAUCACGAGGAUCGCGUCGAAUUCCCCACCAACUACGGCCACAUGACUUGACGAUCGCCCCACCUACCGCUGUUCGUCGUUGAGUGAAGGCGGCGGCAGUGGCAGCUACGUCAUAUAGGGAACGACGAGCACGACGACGACGACGACGGCGGCGACGACGACAACCGACGACGACGACGACGAGGAGGACGUGGACGAGGAAAGAGGAACAGAUAGCAGUAACAACGAGCACUGUGGAGGGCACUUAAACAGUGACACACGCCGCUGGUGAUUCAGUUGGCGGCAGUCGGUCAGCAGGUGCGAAACGCGCUGCUGGAUUUUGCCUUUUCUCAUCCGGUUUCGAGCGUUUCGAUAAGCUGGGUUUCGUUUCUUCUUUUUUUUUUGUUUUCGCGGGAAUAUCGUGGGUGGACGUGACGGUGCCGUUGUUUGUUGUCGUUGUUCUUGUUACCUUCGUCGCCUUCUCCGCCGGUCGCAGUGGUGGUUUUUGGUGGAUAGUGGUGGAUCACAGUGUCGAGUGUGAAACUGGAGCCGUUAGUGGUAGCUGCCGAGGGGAAGAGCUAUCAUGUGCCCGCAGAGGAUUUUCGGACUGGCGAUCGUCGCGCUGGUGACUUUAGGUGGACGAGUGACGGGGUACACGAAUCAGUGGGCAGUGCAUGUCGACGGGGGACCGGGGGUGGCCCAGCAGGUCGCACAGGAGCAUGGGUUUCAAUAUCUUGAUAAGAUAGUCGACAACUGGUACCACAUGGUGCACACAUCUGUGGUGAAGAGGUCCACGGAACCGCAUCUUGGGACACACGAGAGGCUAAUACGAGACCGCAGGGUGCGUCGAGCGGAGCAACAACGAGUCAAGUCACGAACGAAACGGGACCUGAUAAUCAAACGCGGUCCAUCCAGUCUACAGACUAUCUUGGACGACGAGAGGUGGCCUCAAAUGUGGUACUUGAAUAGGGGGAACGGAUUGGACAUGAACGUGCAAGACGCUUGGGCUGAUGGAAUUACUGGACGUGGUGUGGUGGUCACGAUACUUGAUGACGGAUUGGAAAAGGAUCACCCCGAUCUCUGUAAAAAUUACGAUCCACAGGCUAGCUAUGACGUUAACAAUCACGACGAAGAUCCCAUGCCGAGGUACGAUCUCUUGGACAGUAAUCGACAUGGCACCAGAUGCGCUGGUGAAGUUGCUGCAACUGCUAACAAUUCCAUCUGCGCUGUCGGCGUCGCCUUUGGUGCUGGUGUCGGUGGGGUGAGAAUGUUGGACGGAGACGUAACCGACGCCGUCGAGGCCAGGUCUCUCAGUCUGAAUCCUCAGCACAUCGACAUCUACAGUGCCUCCUGGGGACCGGAUGAUGAUGGGAAAACCGUCGAUGGCCCCGGUGAACUUGCCACCAGAGCUUUCAUCGAAGGAAUCACGAAGGGUCGGAAUGGUAAAGGGUCGAUCUUCGUCUGGGCGUCAGGAAACGGUGGCAGGGACCACGACAACUGCAACUGCGACGGCUACACGAACAGCAUCUGGACGUUGUCCAUCAGCAGCGCGACGGAGAACGGUCAGGUGCCCUGGUACAGCGAAGCUUGCUCCUCCACCCUGGCCACCACCUACAGUUCAGGUUCGACAGGGGAAAAACAAGUGGUGACCACCGAUUUACAUCACUACUGCACGAGCAGUCACACAGGGACGUCUGCUUCGGCACCAUUGGCUGCUGGUAUCUGCGCCCUCGCCCUCGAGGCGAACAAAGAGUUGACUUGGAGGGACAUGCAACAUAUCGUCGUGAGGACAGCGAAACCUGCGAACUUGAAGGCCCCUGAUUGGGUGACCAACGGCGUGGGAAGGAAUGUAAGUCAUAGCUUCGGCUAUGGGCUGAUGGACGCUGCCGCCAUGGUGCGAUUAGCCAGAAGAUGGCGAACAGUGCCAGAGCAACACAAAUGUGAAGUUUCCGCACCACACAUGGGCAGGCCAAUACCACCAAAGAGCCAGUUAACUCUGGAAUUGCACGUCAAGGAGUGUAGCGGUGUUAAUUUUCUCGAGCACGUGCAGGCGAAGGUAUCUCUGAUGGCCACCAGAAGAGGAGAUCUUCAGAUACAACUAACAUCUCCACAGGGUACGAAGAGUACUUUGCUUGCAAAAAGGCAGCACGACGUCUCGAAGGCCGGUUUCGAUCAAUGGCCAUUUAUGUCGGUUCACACUUGGGGCGAAAGGCCACACGGCACGUGGAAACUUGAAAUCCACAAUGAGGGUCGAUAUCAAGGCCGCGCUACUCUCCACGAGUGGGCGUUGAUUUUCUACGGGACAGCAACGCUGCCCGAUCGCACAGAGUACGCUCUGUACAACCCCGCUGGCAUCAGCAUCCCCAGGAGACCAUUCGUGAAGCCGCGCGAAACCGCGUUCUCGAAGGCGCAGAAUUCUCUGACAGGCGCCAAGAGCAAGCAGACUCAACACAAAUCCGAAAAAUCGGGAAAUCUCAGCCCACCGUACGUGGUGAACGCUCAGACUCAGUCUCAGAGGAAAGGAAAGGCGCGUGGUCAGCACAAGAAUGGGAAAUCUGCGAACAAACCAACAACGAAGCCGACGGUGCAGACAUUGAGAGGGUUGACAGCAGUCAGAGGACCCAACGCCGCUGGAGAAGUUCGCCUAAUCACGUCCAGGCCACGUGGAAGAAGCACACCGAGUCCAAUCACCACUACGAUCGCUCAGACCAAACCUCCCACGACGAUUCCAACCACCAGAGCGACCAGCAGACAAAGAAUCGUCGAGAUAGUGACCACGUCGUCCCUCCAGACGGGUCUCAUCCUCCUCGAGCCACCAGCGAAGCCUGUCAUCGAAAAUGUGCCGGAGUUUUUCCAACAGUACCACAAGAUCCAACAACUCUACCCUCUCUAUCCUAUUUUCGCUGGAGUGCGCGGCACAGGUCAGCACGCCACCAGGGCGAAGGGUCUGGACUUGCUGCAAGACGAGCAGAUGUUGGACUCGAAGAACAUGGACAAGGACACGCUAGAGCAAUUCAAGUUAGUGUUCUACGGCACGGACACAUCCCUGGACUUCGACGACGACCUGGACAGGGACAAGCCAGGGCCACCUGUGAACCAUCAGGAGGCGAUCCAGGACAAUACGGCGAUCGGUGCGAGGCACAACAUCGUGGACACCGAAGGCGAUCCGUGGACGGUCAGUCAGCAGGUAGAACGCGUGUCUCAUCCCGAGGUACAGAGACCAACGACCGAAAACCAGACGAGCGGUUGCAGUUCCGUGGACCCUGGGAAUGGCAGGUGCCUAGAGUGUAAGCCGAACUGGUACCGCCACGUCGGGCUCUGCGUGUUCGAGUGUCCAACCACGACUUAUGGCAUUUCUGACGAGACCAAAGCAGUCUGCGCUCCUUGCCACUACUCCUGUCUAACUUGUUCAGGACCUUUGGACACAGAGUGCGUCACUUGCCACGAGGAUGCAGAGCUGUCGAAUUUCAACGACUCCCAGUGUAUCCUCAAGGACCUCACCUGGACGAUGCAGUCGACCAUCUGGUUCUACAGGAUGUCCAUUCUAUUCGCCAUCAACUUGGGCGUGCUCAUGGUCGCGGCUAUUUACAUGGCUGUCAACUGGUACUCGAGGAGCAGGAACUCGCUCAUAUACAGUUACAGUAAAGUAGCCUAUUCGAGCAACGGUGACGCCCAGAAGGACGUCAACAGGUUGCAGGGGAACGGCUAUAUUUCCGACAGCGAAUAAUAUUUGAUGGAUUCGAAAGUUGUGUGGUUUCAAACGAGAAGUGAGUUUUUAUUGAGCCAUUGGUACGUUUAAGGACAGAUUUAACGAACUGGAUGUUCCUGAGCAAAGUUGGAGUUUCAAGUUUCACUGAGCUACUUGGACGGAGACUUAUGUCAGAAAAUUGGUGAACUCACUGAACUUCGAUCAAAGAGUUCAAUUCGAGACACCCUGAAGUCCAGAUUUAUGUCCAUAAUUUAAUGAAUGAUCGUGUUCAAAGAAUCAAGAAAUUGGAGAAUCCCAAAUAACUGAAUAUUUUAAUCAUCAAAAUAUACCAAUGAAUCCAAAUCAUACAGUUUCAUUUAAUACAACGUGAAGUUAUGGCCUCUAUGUCUAGAAUUAAAUGAGUGAUCGAGUUCUCACAGGAAAAAAUUAGAGAAUGCCAAGUAACUGGAUAUUGACACAACUGACCCUGAAUCACGUAGUUUCAACUGAGGACACUCUGAAUUCGUGACGAUGAUGCUCAAGAAGAUGCCGCCCUUUAGUUUAAUACAUUCCAACUUGCGAUAGAAAGUGAUUAAUCGUCUCCCAGUGAAGACAAGUGCACAAAGACCGUGUGAUUCAGUGCGAGCAAACGUGAAUAAGAAUUGUGGGUGUUGCUGACCGAGAUAAUGAAUGUUAGUGAUGUAGUGAUACAAAAAUAAACUCCAUGUUCUUUAUCUUAAAGGAAAUCACGUCUUGCCAAAGGUUAUGAUCGAAUAGGUGAGUCAAAAGUGUCCCUACAAUUGGUCGUUUGAAAUUGUAUUUCGUUGACAAUCAAAAACAGAAAAAGAUGGAAAAUUACAGGUUUGUAUUAAAAUUAUUACAGCACUAUGAAUAUAUUUUAAUAGUUAGAAAAGUAAAAAGAUAUUAAAUGGACACUUUUGUCCCCCUAAAAAUGAAUGUACCCUUUGACAUUGUUUUAAAAGCAUUUGUGUGUGAGUACGACUUUAAAAGUUUAGAUUAAAAAUUCUUUGACUUAGAUUUUGACUAAACUCCCUAAUGAUCAAAAUCCUAAUCGAGCUAAGUAUGGCAAGUGUCCUACUUUCGACGUUGGCCCAGUCAUCGACAUGUGCGAUUUUUAACAGUUUAAAAUAAAAGCAUUGUUCUAGUUUUAUGAAUAAAUCUCAAAAUUUUCUAAGUAUAUUCUAAGUAAUUUUCUGCAUGUCAGAAUAUUCUGUCAUCAUAUGAAUUGACGAUUGCCGAUAAUUGGGACAUUUACCUUAAUUGUGGUACAAGUUAUUGUAUCGCGAUGCAAAUACGCUUACUAUGUUUCCAUUCUUCACUAACAAAUAAUAAGUCUUGAGCUUCUCGAUGAUCAAAACUAGAAUAAUUUCAUCGCCUCAAUUAAUUGUAACGAUUUGCAUUGCAUCCGAGUUCCUAUCUAUACCAAGCACGUUGUUAUUGGUACCCAAGUGAAAUUACUGUGUGAUACUACCUAGGUAAAUUACGUUAAUAUGUGAAAUGUAAUCAAGUAUAACAGCAUUUUCUAGCAGCCAAAGACUUUUAAAAUAGUAAGGUCCACAUCAAAUUUUCUGAACGAAAACUUUUAUCUCUAACAGAUGUUGAUAACAGGAAUCAAAAUUUUACUACCUCUUUAAAAAGAAAACAAACAUUUUAACAUCGUACAGUUUUCGAAUAUUUCAAUAUUCAACAUGCAUUCUUUAUCAACUAAAUGCUGUAGAUACGUAAGAAUAUGUGUACUACCAUAAAAAUGAUUGAUAUUACUGUAAUAAUGAACGAACAGCGUACAGUAAACAUGAUAUUUUCGUAUGUUAGCACAUGUACACGUGCAAAGUCUGAAACGCAACAAGGAACAGCAAUGUUAAUUAUUUUUGUUAACGUUGUAAAGCGAAUAAAAUAUUAAACAGAAAUUUUUAAUUAUUGAA